Molecule: messenger RNA, 924 nt
Organism: Maudiozyma saulgeensis
Lineage: Eukaryota; Fungi; Ascomycota; Saccharomycetes; Saccharomycetales; Saccharomycetaceae
Source: the annotation of a GenBank genome assembly
AUGUUCUCAAGAUCUAUAUUAAGUCGUAUGGUCUCUAAGACUACUACUCGUCAAGUGUCUACAAUUACCGGUAAAACCGCAAAGUCCGUCAAUAAUAAGUUUUUAAUAACUGGUGCUGCAUUAACUGGUAUUACAGCUUCAGGUUUACUAUAUGCAGAAUCAUUGACUGCUAAUGCAAUGACUGCAGCAGAACAUGGUUUGCAUUCUCCUGAAUUUGAUUGGCCACAAAAUGGCCCAUUUAGUACAUUUGAUCAUGCUUCCAUUAGAAGAGGUUAUCAGGUCUAUAGAGAAGUCUGUGCUGCUUGUCAUUCCUUAGAUAGAGUCGCUUGGAGAACUUUAGUUGGUGUCUCCCAUACAAAUUCCGAAGUUAAAGAUAUGGCUGAAGAAUUUGAAUAUGAUGAUGAACCUGAUGAUAAUGGUAAUCCAAAGAAGAGACCAGGUAAAUUAGCCGACUAUAUUCCAGGUCCUUAUCCAAAUGAACAAGCUGCAAGAGCCGCUAAUCAAGGUGCUUUGCCACCUGAUUUAUCUUUAAUAGUUAAAGCUAGACAUGGUGGUUCAGAUUAUAUCUUCUCUUUAUUAACUGGUUAUCCAGAAGAUGCUCCAGAAGGUGUAACAUUACCUGUUGGUUCUAAUUAUAACCCAUAUUUCCCAGGUGGUUCAAUUGCUAUGGGUAGAGUAUUAUUCGAUGAUUUAGUCGAAUAUGAGGAUGGUACACCUGCUACUACAUCACAAAUGGCAAAGGAUGUUACACAGUUUUUGAAUUGGUGUUCUGAACCUGAACAUGAUGAAAGAAAGAGACAAGGUCUAAAAGCUAUAAUCAUUCUAUCAUCCUUGUAUCUAUUAUCUGUUUGGGUCAAGAAAUUCAAAUGGGCUGGUAUUAAGACCAGAAAAUUCACUUACACUCCACCAAAACCAAGAAAGUAA